Entamoeba invadens IP1 is the source of this 474-nucleotide messenger RNA. Its product is annotated as 40S ribosomal protein S18, putative. The transcript is spliced from 2 exons. Gene Ontology annotation, biological process: translation. Gene Ontology annotation, molecular function: RNA binding; structural constituent of ribosome. The record is from RefSeq and is a predicted model, not a curated record. Lineage: Eukaryota; Evosea; Mastigamoebida; Endamoebidae. The coding region runs from base 1 to 474 and encodes 157 amino acids. Gene Ontology annotation, cellular component: cytosol; small ribosomal subunit; ribosome.
AUGGCCUUUGUAACUUCAGAAUCCGAUUUCCAACACAUGCUUCGUGUUUGCAACACAAAUCUCGACGGUAAGAAAAAAGUCCCAUACGCGUUGACUGGGAUUAAGGGGUGCGGAAGACGUUUUGCUUUCCUUGUCUGCAAGCGUGCUGGUAUCGAUGUGAACAGACGUGCCGGCCUUUUGAAGGCUGAUGAAGUCGACAAAGUCGUCGACAUCUUGACCAACCCAUUGAACUACAAAAUCCCCGUCUGGUUCUUGAACAGACAAAAAGACAUUAAGGACGGAAAGAACUGUCAACUCAUUGCUAACGCCGUCGAGACUAGAUUGAGAGAAGACAUUGAAGCACUCAAAAAAAUGAGAGCUCACAGAGGUCUUAGACACUACUGGGGUUUGAGAGUCAGAGGUCAACAUACCAAGACUACUGGAAGAAGAGGAAGAACCGUCGGUGUCUCCAGAACCAAAGCUCCUUCCGCUUAA